UGACCCGUCAGUCGCGCGCCGGGCAUCGGGUGAUGUGUAUGUUCUCUGUUUAUACUCUGGAACGCGCAAGAUCGUGCCCUCGCGAGAGAGGCGGUAAUAAUCGUCUCUCGUAUCGUUCUCGCGGACUGCUCUCGCGGUGAGCCAACGUGUCGCUUACGAGUGUGCCGUCGACGCGCUGAGUGAGUGACGUCGCCGGCGCUUCCUGCACGCGCGGAGAGGCUCGAGAACAGUGUCGCUCGAGAUGCUGCACGUUAUAACCUGCGACUUCUUCGGUAGCUCGCGACAUGGCUAACGGCAACUGGCGCGUUCAGACGGAGCCGCUACCCGCCGUAAGGCGCAAGUGAGCGAAGCGGGGAGCGAUGUGACGCGGCUUGACACGAUCGAAUGGCGGCAGCAGCGGGUCGUGCGAUCUCGUGAGGAUCGGCCAGCGACAGUCGCGCGUGAAUCGCCACCAAUCGAGCGGAAUCGAGAGAGAGAGAGAGAGAGCAUGGCGCGCCGCGGCUCCAGCCGCUGCGAUCGAGCUUGAUCGGAGCGGGCCGGCCGGCCGGCCGGGAUGAUUGAUACGAGCUCGGUGACUGCGCGAGUGACUCGUCGUUGAAUGGCUGCGGAAGUGUCUUGAUCGUGAGUCGAUGAUCGAGUGGUGCGACGUAUCAGUGCGAGAUUCGUUAGCGCACGACGCGGUGCGGCGUCGCUCGGUGACAGGUUAACUGAUCAGUGCGUGACGAUGAUCCUCGCCGGCGGCGGUGCGGCAGAGGACCUCGGCAAGAGGAGGAGCGUCAUGAUCGGCUUGGCGGUGUCGUCGUUGCUGCUUCUCCUGCGGGCUCAUCGGGCAGCGGCCUCCGACAAUUUGGCCCUGUUGUCAGGCACCCUGAAGACCUAUCAGCGCGCGGCCUGCGACGAGGAAACGAUGACAUUGAAAUGCCCACCCGGCACGACCAUCUCUGUCGAACACGCUCAAUAUGGAAGAGCGGGAAUGUACGGCAUCAGCAAAUGCAACUCGUCCGUUCCUCCGAUGAUCGCCGGGGACACAUCGACGAAUCACACAUGCAUCUGGCCGCAAUCACUGCAGCACUCACUGUUGCAGACGGUGGUCGAGGUCUGCCAGAAGAAACGGCAGUGCAAGUUCAACACCAGCCCGAACACCUUCCAGGGCGACCCCUGCCCCGGUUUGCGCAAGUACAUCGAGGUUGCCUACAAAUGCCGUCCCUAUGAAUUCAGGAGCAAAGUGGCCUGCGAGAACGACGUUAUCAAUCUCGUUUGUUACCCCGGCCAGAGGGUGGCGAUCUUCAGUGCGUCUUUCGGCAGAACGGAGUACGAGUCCCUGCAGUGUCCGCAGCCGCGGGGCGUGAAGGAGGAGACCUGCAUGGUAACGUUCGCAACGGAAACCGUCAUGCAAUUAUGCCACGGUAAACGACGAUGCUCGGUGGUGGCCAACAGCACGACCUUCGGCGACCCCUGCAGACCGGACAGCAAGACCUACCUCAAAGUCGUGUACACCUGCGUUCCGAGGUCGGUGCUACGCGAGCAGUACGAGGGCGAGGUCGAGUCGGACGAGAUCGAGCAGAUGCACGAGUUCGAGGAGGGUUUCGACAGGACGGACUUCAGGUCGGAAUUCAGUCCGAGUCCGAACCUCGAAGGACCGCAGCCGCAGCCGCGGGAUAAUGUCUCCAGAAAUUUUCCGACCGUCAGCUCGUCCCCGCCGCGCGCCCGCACCAACAACGACGUGGACGCGCGGUUGAACAUGUUAAAGUCGCUCGGUAUCGGAGCGAAAGAUUUAGCCUUACCGCCUUUACCGCCCACGGUUAUCCAGGGGAUCGCAAUGGCGAGCGACAACGGGGUUGGUAACGCUGCAUCUACGGGCUCCGCCGCAUCGGGAAAUUGCACCACCGUCGUCUAUGCGUUUCCCAAGGAGGAGGAGCAGCAGGAGGGUCGCUUAGUGGUGGGAUACCUGAAUGAGUGGAUCAAUGCCUAUUCCUUCAUAACGAAGAACCAAGAGAAAUUCUACCUCUACAUCAUCCUGUCGGUCACCGGCGGUAUCCUGGUCUUCCUGGCGUUGGUGAUCGGCCGCCUGUUAGUCAGCCGUCGCCGCGCCAAGAGGGACGCCAAGUUCCACGCGAACAACGAGGCCCUGCCGAACGGCUUCACCGACGAUAUCUCCGAGAUCGAUGCCGACAUCGAUCUCACGACAGCAGUACCGGUGCCGAUGCAGGACGCAAGCAGAUUGCCCGAGACCCAACUGGCGGAGAGGCUCCACGGCGAGCGCUACUACGUCGACACGAGGAUACCUCUGUCCCCGACCACGAUCCACGCCACCCCGGUGCACCACUCGGCCAACACGGGGGUGCGCGACCUCGGCAACCACAUGGUCGCCACGGACAAUCUUCACACGAUCCUCCGCACGGAGAAUCCUCGAAGCCUCAACAACAAAAGCUACUACUACGGCUGACAGGAGGAAGGGGUUGUCCCGCGCGAGGGACGACCCCCGUCCUUGAGCCCAGUGCCGGAAGUGAGCACGCGGAAGUAUUGCUUCUAAUCGGCGGGACAGGACGCGCGUACGUCAUAGGAGUUCGGGGAAGGGUGAGGAGGGGAGGGGGGGAGCGGCAGACGGAGGCGCGUACUCGCCGAGCACCAAGCCGCUGUAAAUUACGUUGAAUCGGCCGAGCGGAGUUGUCGCACCCGGCGCCAAAUUGUGCACAAUCUCACAAACUUGUCGGACCGACGCGGACCCAGCGCGCGCUGUGCUGCCUCAUCUGCUGACGUUCGUCGAAAGAACCGAGCGCACUCACGAGCGCGGGCUCGUGCAUCCCCGGAAGUGUGUUGUCCGUUACGCGGAGAUCCGCGGGGAUCCCCCGUUGUCAGCAGGAGGUGCCUCGAGGAGGACGAAGAAGAGGGACAAAUGAACGACUCUCUCACACACAACACACACACACACACACACACACACACACAUGCAUACAGGGUCAUGAUACGAACGAUGGCGGCGUCGCCUCGUCGCGAUCGCGCCGCGCGUCACCCGAGGAGGAUCGAGCUGUGAACGUGCAUGACGAAGCUCGAGCGAGCCGAGUGCUUUGUUUGAGCAGGACUGAAAGUAGCUUUAAGAACGAGCGUUUGUGCGAAACUACGUGCGUUCGAGCGCGUUCCGUAGCGAUUUAAUGGAAGGGACUAGCCGCAUUAUGCGAUCCGGCGCGCGACAGGCUCCUUCCGCGAUCGGUGGUGCCUCGCAGAGAGGCGUCUUCCAGAUGCGGAUGAAGCCGGAGUCGAUCGAGCAUCUAGGAGCGAGAGAGGGGGGAGAGAGGAAGAAGCAGCAGCGUGUAUCGCUUCCUUUCACUCGGCGAGGCUGUAAAAUCGGCGGAUUAGGGUUCUGUUGGCUCACAGAUUAAGCACAUAUCCCGAGGAACCUGUGUUAUCGACCCCGCGUAUAAUGCCUGUCGGCUGAGCGCGAAUUCACUCAGCUUGUAUACCUCGCAGUACGCUCGACUGUAUAUAUCCUCGGCGAGAGAGAGAGAGAGAGAGAGAG
Molecule: messenger RNA, 3517 nt
Organism: Harpegnathos saltator (Jerdon's jumping ant)
Lineage: Eukaryota; Metazoa; Arthropoda; Insecta; Hymenoptera; Formicidae
Product: protein eva-1 homolog C
Exons: 9
Coding region: 725-2446 (573 amino acids)
Molecular function (GO): carbohydrate binding
Source: RefSeq, a predicted model, not a curated record